Molecule: messenger RNA, 3868 nt
Organism: Marmota flaviventris (yellow-bellied marmot)
Lineage: Eukaryota; Metazoa; Chordata; Mammalia; Rodentia; Sciuridae
Gene: Bnc2
Product: basonuclin zinc finger protein 2
Biological process (GO): regulation of DNA-templated transcription
Cellular component (GO): nucleus
Source: RefSeq, a predicted model, not a curated record
AAAUGAUAGGGAUAUCUGUGCAGAAGGUGCGAAGGAAGCUCUGACCCCCUCCCUCCCCCAAAUCUUCCCCUUCCCAAAUGAAAUGCACAGUUCAGGCAGCUUCUUAACUACACUACACUCCUGCUACUGGCUGCCAAGAGGCUCAAAAAAUCCACCUUCACUUUUCAGUCAGAAGAGGCAGAAGUGGAUGUGAGAGAAAGAGAGACACAGAGAGACAGAGAGCCAAAGAGGGCAAGAGACUUGACUUUAAGAGACUCCUGUACUGACAACUCCAUGCAGUUCGGAACCAGAACGACUCCGGCUGAACCAGGGUUCAUGGGGACAUGGCAAAACGCUGAUACUAACCUCUUAUUCAGAAUGUCCCAACAGGCCAUCCGUUGCACGUUGGUAAACUGCACAUGUGAAUGUUUUCAGCCGGGGAAGAUUAACCUGAGGACUUGCGAUCAGUGUAAACAUGGCUGGGUGGCACAUGCCUUGGAUAAGCUCAGCACGCAGCACCUGUACCACCCCACCCAAGUGGAGAUUGUGCAGUCCAACGUGGUGUUUGACAUCAGCAGCCUGAUGCUCUACGGGACACAGGCAGUGCCUGUGCGGCUAAAGAUUCUGCUGGACCGGCUCUUCAGUGUCCUGAAGCAAGAGGAAGUGCUGCACAUACUGCAUGGCCUGGGCUGGACUCUGAGGGACUACGUCCGGGGAUACAUCCUUCAGGAUGCUGCCGGCAAGGUGCUGGACCGCUGGGCCAUCAUGUCUCGAGAAGAGGAAAUCAUCACCCUUCAGCAGUUUCUGCGGUUUGGAGAAACCAAAUCCAUUGUGGAGCUGAUGGCAAUUCAGGAGAAAGAAGGGCAGGCCGUGGCUGUACCAUCUUCAAAGACAGACUCAGAUAUAAGGACUUUCAUUGAGAGCAAUAAUCGCACCAGGAGUCCCAGCCUCCUUGCUCACUUAGAGAACAGCAAUCCUUCCAGCAUUCAUCACUUCGAAAACAUCCCCAACAGCCUUGCAUUUCUGCUUCCAUUCCAGUACAUAAACCCUGUCUCAGCCCCUCUGCUAGGGUUGCCUCCAAACGGGCUACUUCUAGAGCAACCAGGACUGAGGCUGCGGGAACCAAGCCUUUCAACCCAGAAUGAAUAUAAUGAGAGCAGCGAGUCUGAAGUGUCUCCCACACCUUAUAAGAAUGAUCAGACACCAAAUAGAAAUGCCCUGACCAGCAUCACCAAUGUGGAGCCCAAAACCGAGCCAGCCUGUGUCUCCCCCAUUCAGAAUUCUGCCCCAGUCAGUGAUCUCACCAAAACUGAACACCCAAAAAGCUCAUUCCGGAUUCACCGGAUGAGAAGGAUGGGGUCGGCCUCCAGGAAGGGAAGAGUGUUCUGUAAUGCAUGUGGGAAGACUUUCUAUGACAAAGGUACUCUCAAAAUUCAUUAUAAUGCUGUCCAUCUGAAGAUCAAACAUCGAUGCACCAUCGAAGGCUGCAACAUGGUCUUUAGCUCCCUCCGAAGCCGAAAUCGGCACAGUGCAAACCCCAACCCUCGCCUUCACAUGCCUAUGUUACGAAAUAACCGAGACAAAGAUUUAAUUCGGGCCACAUCAGGAGCUGCCACCCCCGUCAUAGCGAGUACGAAAUCAAAUCUCACACUCACGAGUCCUGGGCGGCCCCCAAUGGGUUUUACCACUCCCCCACUAGACCCCGUCUUACAGAAUCCUCUCCCUAGCCAGCUGGUAUUUUCUGGGCUAAAGACUGUACAGCCUGUUCCUCCAUUUUAUAGAAGUUUACUCACUCCAGGGGAAAUGGUGAGUCCUCCAACCUCCCUCCCAACCAGUCCCAUCAUUCCAACCAGUGGUACCAUAGAGCAGCACCCCCCACCACCUUCUGAGCCAGUAGUGCCAGCAGUGAUGAUGGCCACCAUUGAGCCUAGUGCCGACCUGGCACCCAAGAAAAAGCCCAGGAAGUCAAGCAUGCCUGUAAAGAUUGAGAAGGAAAUAAUCGAUACCGCUGAUGAGUUUGAUGACGAAGAUGAUGACCCCAACGAUGGAGGAGCUGUGGUCAAUGACAUGAGCCAUGACAAUCAUUGCCACUCCCAAGAGGAGAUGAGCCCAGGCAUGUCUGUGAAGGACUUUUCUAAGCAUAACAGGACCAGGUGCAUUUCAAGGACUGAAAUAAGAAGGGCUGACAGCAUGACUUCUGAGGACCAGGAGCCUGAGCGGGACUAUGAGAACGAGUCUGAGUCUUCAGAGCCCAAACUGGGUGAGGAAUCCAUGGAAGGGGAAGAGCACAUUCACAGUGAGGUGAGUGAAAAAGUCCUGAUGAGCAGUGAGAGACCUGAUGAGAACCACAGUGAACCCUCUCACCAGGAUGUCAUCAAGGUGAAGGAAGAAUUCACAGAUCCCACUUAUGACAUGUUUUACAUGAGCCAGUAUGGACUGUACAACGGUGGCGGGGCUAGCAUGGCUGCCCUACACGAAAGUUUUGCAUCGUCCCUGAAUUAUGCCAGUCCUCAAAAGUUCUCCCCAGAAGGUGACCUGUGUUCUAGCCCAGACCCCAAAAUCUGUUAUGUGUGCAAGAAGAGUUUCAAAAGCUCCUACAGCGUGAAGCUUCACUACAGAAACGUUCACUUAAAAGAGAUGCACGUCUGCACAGUGGCUGGCUGCAAUGCUGCCUUCCCCUCGCGCCGAAGCAGAGACAGACACAGUGCCAACAUAAAUCUGCAUCGUAAACUGUUGACCAAAGAACUCGAUGACAUGGGCCUGGACUCGUCGCAGCCUUCCCUUAGCAAGGACCUCCGGGAUGAAUUUUUAGUGAAGAUCUAUGGUGCCCAGCACCCCUUGGGGCUCGAUGUCAGGGAAGAUGCCUCCUCUCCCGCUGGGACUGAAGACUCCCACCUUAACGGGUAUGGGAGAAGCAUGGCCGAGGACUACAUGGUCCUUGAUCUGAGCACCACCUCCAGCCUCCAGUCCAGCAGCAGCAUCCAUUCCUCCAGAGAAUCCGAUGCAGGCAGCGAUGAGGGGAUUCUUCUCGACGACAUUGAUGGGGCGAGUGACAGUGGGGAGUCUGCACACAAGGCUGAGGCCCCCACCCUCCCUGGGAGUCUAGGGGCUGAAGUUUCAGGAUCUCUUAUGUUCAGCAGCUUGUCUGGGAGCAAUGGUGGGAUCAUGUGCAACAUUUGCCACAAAAUGUACAGCAACAAGGGGACACUGAGGGUGCACUACAAAACUGUGCAUUUGCGAGAGAUGCACAAGUGCAAAGUCCCUGGUUGCAAUAUGAUGUUUUCCUCUGUGCGAAGCCGAAACCGGCACAGUCAGAACCCUAAUCUCCACAAAAACAUUCCCUUCACUUCAAUAGAUUAGUCCCAGAACGGACACUACAAAUGCCAGCUCUCACCAGAUGGCCUACAUCUUUGAACUGCCAUAGUCAGUGUGCGCUUACCUACGUGGCGGGGGUGUAUAUGUGUGUGCACAUGUGUAUGCCUCUGUGUCUACAUACACACACAUACGCACAUUUUCUUUUCUUUAGAUAAAAAGAUAAACACUAGGUGCUUUUGAAUUUUUUUCUUUUUCCUUUAUAGUUUUGGGAAAGGGAUGCGAUCUUUAAUUCGGGGGUGAAAACAGAGUGCCCCUUUAAACACAUACACACACACACACACAGAGCGUGCAACUAGCCCCAAUUUUGAUAGAAUAAUUUUUGGUCUUCUCCAAAGAGACAAUUUGUUGUACCCAUGACUGUUGCCUGCAAAAAAAUAAAAGGGAAAAAAGAAAAAAGAAACAAAAAGGAACUUCUUAUAGUUGUCUUUUGUGAACUUUAAGGUUUUGAGAGAAUCUUCAAUUAAAGCAUGGCAGAUUCACCUGUAAAUAUUUAGCCUUGAGAGGCCAAUAAUGU